CAGCAGACCAGCAACGCUGCAAACAAAAACAAACACGGCGCGCUGACCUUCCGACUUUGUGCUCUUCUUCUCUUCUUGGUCUCCUCCCUUGCUUGGAGUAUGGUGACGAGAAGAAGACCUGGAUGCCUGCAGGCACUCCUUGAGCUGCUGGCGGCAGUGUGCUGGAUGCCGUUCACCAUCUCGGGUGAGGUGGUGAUGGUUGAGGAUGAAGCUGGUGCCUUCCACGUCAACACCAGCGAUACCAUGAACCAGCCCGUGUUUGUGAACGGCAUGAAUGUGCAUGAGACGCUCAGCACGCUGAUGAGCGCCGUCUCGGUGCAGCAGAGCGCUAUCAAUGUACAGCAGAGCUUGCACGCUGAACUCUGCCAGGUUGCGAGGCGUGCCGAUAUGUUAGGGCAGCUUGGAUCACGAGGUGGGAAGUGGGUUGGCGGCGUGCUGGCCAACAACGGUUUAAUCUACGCUGCGCCAUACAACUCGCCUUCCGUGCUCAUUAUCAAUCCGAGCACAAACACCGUUGAUACGACCACAAUCUCCGUGCUCCUUGAGAAUGGUGCGAAGUGGGCGGGUGCGGUGUUGGCGCACAACGGCUUCGUCUACAUGUUUGCGUCAACACAAGCAACCAUGCUCAUCGUCGACCCGGACACCAACACCACUGACACAUCGAGUAUCCACUCGCUGGGCUCCGGCGUCGCCAAAUGGCGGAGCGGUGUUGUGGCCAGCAAUGGCCUCAUCUUCGGCAUCCCCUCUUUUGCAACGUCUGUGCUAAUUGUUGACCCGGAGACCAAUGUCGCCGACCUCACCACGCUCUCUGGGCUGUCGAACCAUGAAUUCAAGUGGUAUGGCGGUGUACAGGCAGACACCGACCUCAUAUACUGCAUUCCCGUGACGGCGUCCUCUGUCCUCGUCAUCAAUCCAGAGUUGCUCACGAUGGACCUCACCACAUUGGCUGGUUUUGACACGGGCUACAAGUGGCGCGGGGGCGUGCUUGCAGGCAACGGUCUCAUCUACGCCGUCCCGUCUCGCUCUGCGAUGGCCCUUAUCAUUGACCCAGCCACCAACGCCAGCCGCCAGCACCCAGUCACGGAGCGAACCAGCUUUGGACAGUGGCUUGGCGCUGUGCUUGCACCCAACGCCAACAUCAUCGGCAUCCCAUACGACUCGUCAUCUGUUCUCAUCUUCGACACCACCACCACCAGCAUCAGCGACACCACGACCAUCAACGAUCUUGAAGAAGGAGGCACCAAGUGGUGGGACGGAGUGCUCGCUCCGAACGGCCUCGUCUAUGGUAUUCCAUUCAACGCCGAAUCUGUCCUCGUCAUCGACCCAGGGUGCUGAUGUGUGGGGAGGGUGUGUGUGUGUUGUCGAUGUGUGUUUGUG
Salpingoeca rosetta is the source of this 1377-nucleotide messenger RNA. RefSeq lists its product as uncharacterized. The transcript is spliced from 2 exons. NCBI's taxonomy places the organism in Eukaryota, Choanoflagellata, Craspedida, Salpingoecidae. The record is from RefSeq and is a predicted model, not a curated record. The coding region runs from base 100 to 1335 and encodes 411 amino acids.